Messenger RNA from Paramecium octaurelia, 2362 nucleotides. The record is from the annotation of a GenBank genome assembly. NCBI's taxonomy places the organism in Eukaryota, Ciliophora, Oligohymenophorea, Peniculida, Parameciidae.
AAAUAAUGAGCUAGUCGGAUUCAGAUAACAAGGCCGGUAUCUCUUAUUCUAAUUAGUAGAAUUAUCUGAGGAUUACGAUGAUGAUUAUGUCGAAGAAAAGCCCAUUGAACCCAGACCUUAUAAAACACCUCACGAUGAUGAAACAAUUCAAGUAAUCAAAUUUCUAAUAAAACCAGGAUAUUCUAUCUCUUUACGUUAAAGAUAGACCCCUAAUCAAAAUGCAGUUCAUCAAAAAGAGAAAGGAAUUUGGGUAUUGAAUUUUGUAAUCCACCUUAUUUAGUUUGACAUUCAAAUUUAGUGAUCAAGAGACAUCCGAAAGGACGGGAGAAAUCAAGGCAUUAGACAAGGACCCCCUUUAAUUAGUCAAAAACAAAGUUAUAGAUAUGGGGAUUCAAGGAUGUAAUCCUGUUUUAGAUGCUUCCUCUCAAACCGUGUGGAACAGAAAAAUUAAUAAAGCACUACAAGUCGACGAAGGAGAUGAGAGACAGGAACAACCUGAUGAAGAUUUUAAACUUCUAAAAUUUUUAGAAACUGUCUAUCCACUAAUGGAAGAAGCGCUUUAAUCAAAUGAAACUAUUGAUAUUUACCAAGAUGAUUUCAAUGUCCUACCAUCAUCUGAUCAAAAUGGAGGUAUAUAACAUAAUAAUAUUCCAUUAUAGACUAAAAUGCUGAACUUACAAAUGUAAUCAAAGAAAUCAAAAGUUUCAGUUAUUUAAAUUGUAAAGGUAAAAAAAUACAAUGCAUACAAUUCCAGCCAUCAAGUCAAGCAAUCAAAUCAAAAUAUAUUGUUGCAGAGUCAUUUGUAGAAAACCUAUUAUUUGAAGAAAGAGUAAUAUCAUAAUUGAAGUCUCACAAAUCUUUAGUGGUGUUUUGGGAUUUUGAAGAUAUCCAUUCAAUUGAACCGGUUUUACUCUUAUAAUCACCUCUUGAAAUCCUAGCAUUCGAAUUCAAUCCAAAAGACCCAAAUAUUAUUAUAGGAGGAGCAAUUAAUGGAUAAGUUAUGCUUUGGGAUUUAAGUGGAACAGCUCUUUCAGUGUUUGCAUCCAAAAAAACUUAAAAAACAAAACAAGAAAGAAGUAUUUAUAUCAUAAACUAACUUUAGAUGAAAUACAAGAGUUAUUACCGAAAUUGACAUCUGCUCUUUAAGACCCUGCUUCAUAUUAAGCAGCUGCAGCAAAUGAUGUCUUGAAGAAGUAAGUUGCUUCCCACAAAAGCCCUGCAUUAGCCCUUAAAUGGUUCCCCAUAGGAAUGGAAUUCGAUAAAAAACACUUUAAUCAUCUUAUUCUUACCACAUCAUAAGAGACAUAUUAAUUUGCAAGCAUUAGUGCUGAUGGUCAAAUUUUAUUUUGGGAUACACGUUUGAUAGAUAAGGACAGCAAAAAAACAUAAUAAGAUGUAAGUAUUUGAUUAAGUAAUUAGAUUUCAUCUAUUCCCUGGAAAGCUACAUAUGGGAUAUAAUUAUAUCGACCUGAAGGAGGUGGAAUGAUGGGUGGUGGAUACUUAUAAUUUAGAAAGAGUAUUUUUUAAUUUCAGUAUUUUUAGAUUAGAAAACACCCACAUUGUCGGGAACGUCUGAUGAAGGAGAAGUUUUCAUUUUAGAUUGGGGUGAAAGAUAGGGAGAAGAGGGAUAAAAGAAUUAAUUAGUCACAACCAUAUGGCAGUAGGCAAGAAGCAUGAGACCACCUAUAGCAUUGGAUGUCAGUCCAUUUUUCGAUGAUAUCAUUCUUACUUUACACGAUUUUAAUUUUUGUGUAUGGAAACAUAAUUCAACUUAACCAAUAUUUGAUAGUCUAAUUUUGAAAGGUGCACAUAUAACUUGUGGAGGAUUCUCUCCAUUCAGAGCAGGAGUAAUUAUCAUUGGAAAAACUGAUGGAAAUCUAGAUGUGUGGGAUAUGCUAGAUUAAUCACAUAAAUGGACACUAUAAUUUUAGGUUGUUGCAUGUGCCAUCACCUCUUUGAAGUUUAAUGACAAUAUGGCACAUAUCGUAGCUGUUGGUGAUUCAGAUGGUACCUUGCAUUUAUUAGAAUUCCCGUAAAGUUUAUGCAAAGAUCAAGGGAAUGAAAUUAAAGUCAUGAGAUAAUUUUGGGAUAGAGAAGUCAAGAGAGUCAAUUAUUAUUAGGAAAGAUUUAAACUUAGAGAAUAACAAGCUAAGGAGCAAAAUGAAAAAGAGAUUUUAGCUUAAGCGAUGAAAGAAACAAAAUAACCUGGAGAUGUAUUUAUUAUAAUAAUUUAUUCAAGACUAAAGUUCUUGAUGAAAUAUCAAAUUUUGAGAGCGAGUAUUAAAAGUUCAGAGAUACAUUACUUGGAAUAGCUCCUAAAGUUGAAGAUGAAAAAGGGAAUAGUAAAUAAAAGAAGUGAUAC